CUGCGAAUCGGGAAGGGCUGGUGUCCCUCACCCCGACCUGCAUCCUCUUCCCGCCCCCUCCUCCCGCUCUGGCGCAUCAGGACCCUUUCCAGAAGUGGAACCGAGGGACGCCCAUUGUGGGGGAGUUGGCGGGCACCCACGUGACAGACAGACCCCGGGGCGUCCCAGGUUUGCAGGGAACAUGGGCAUGCUCAGGGCAGGGCUGUGCCCCGGCCUCACCGAGGAGAUCGUCCAGCUUCUGAAAGGCCGAAGGAUCAAGACAGUGGCGGACCUGGCAGCUGCUAACCUGGAGGAGGUAGCCCAGAAGUGUGGCUUGUCCUACAAGGCCCUGGUUGCCCUGAGGAGGGUGUUGCUGGCCCAGUUCUCGGCUUUCCCAUUAAAUGGCGCGGACCUCUAUGAGGAACUGAAGACUUCCACUGCUAUCCUGUCCACCGGCAUUGGAAGCCUGGACAGACUACUUGAUGCUGGCCUCUAUACGGGGGAGGUGACUGAAAUUGUAGGAGGCCCAGGUAGCGGAAAAACCCAGGUAUGUCUCUGUGUAGCUGCAAAUGUGGCCCACAGCCUGCAGCAGAAUGUACUGUAUGUUGAUUCCAAUGGAGGGAUGACAGCGUCCCGCCUCCUCCAGCUACUACAGGCUAGAACUCAAGAUGAGGAGAAACAGGCAGGUGCUCUCCAGAGGAUACAGGUGGUGCAUGCAUUUGACAUCUUCCAGAUGCUGGAUAUGCUGCAGGACCUUCGGGGCACCAUGGCCCAGCAGGCAACGGCCUCUUCAGGCACUGUGAAGGUUGUGAUUGUGGAUUCCGUCACUGCAGUGGUCGCCCCGCUUCUGGGAGGUCAACAGAGGGAAGGCCUGGCCUUAAUGAUGCAGCUGGCCCGAGAGCUCAAGAUCCUGGCCCGGGAGCUGGGUGUGGCAGUGAUGGUGACCAACCACUUGACCCGAGACCGAGAUAGUAGGAGAGUCAAUCCUGCUCUGGGACGCUCCUGGAGCUUUGUGCCCAGUACCCGGAUUCUCCUGGAUGUCUUUGAAGGGGCUGCAACAUCAGGUAGCGGCCAACGCGUGGUGUGUCUGACCAAGUCUCCCCGCCAGCCAACAGGUCUGCAGGAGGUGAUAGACAUUGGGACAUUGGGGACUGAGGAGCAGAGCCCAGAAUUGCCUGCCAAACAGACGUGACGCUGUUGACUGGGAAAGGGACAGCUCCCAGGCCCUUACAGCAUUCCUUCUCAGUCAGCUGCUGUCCACUGCCACAGGGGACUGGGAAGUGUAGACGUCUCAGACUUGUCAGAAACCAAGCCUCAGCUUCCUCACCUUCACUGUGGGAUCUCAUGGAGCCACUGGCCAGAGGAUGCUGCCGUGGGGAGGUGUGGAGUGGGGAGGAGGACCUAGAAGUCCAUCGUAGGCCAUCGCGGCCUCAAGUUUUCUUCCUUUGUGUCCGCCAUAUGUUUCCAGUGGAGGUUGAGGUCAACCUAGCUUGGGACAUCAAACACAGUAAUGACUGGAUGAAUAGCUUCUUGGCCUUGUGUGUCACCAUCCCUCACACAGUAAUUGAUCCGGGAAGCUUUCGCUCCACCCAUUUCCAUUUAUUUUGGCCUCAGUUUUCCCACCUGCAAGAUGGGACUUCCUUUGUCUGAGUUACUCAGUAGGAACAACCUCAGAAAUGUAAAGUUCUUUAUGUAUGCCCUGCUCUUAAAAAUACAUAAUGCUGGGCGGUGGUGGCGCACACCUAUAAUCCCAGCACUAGGGAGGCAGAGCCAGGUGGAUCUCUGUGAGUUCGAGGCCAGCCUGGUCUACAGAGUGAGAUCCCAGACAGGCACCAAAACUACCCAGAGAAACUCUGUCUCAAAAAACCAAAUAAAAUAAAAUUAAAAUUAAAAUAUUAAAAAAAAAGUAAAAAGGAAGUCCUCUGAACCCUAGAGCCACCAGAUUUUCCCCCAAGAAGGUUGUUUUUCCGUUCCUGCAGUGGGAUUCCCAGAGAAUGAGAGUUCUUCCCUGCUUGCUGACUGGGUUUCACACACCUGCAUGCAUCACCCUGAUAGGUGAGAACUUGAGCUCACUGCUGUCCCAGGGAUAUAAUUUACCAGGGAGGAAGGAUGUGACCUGCUUCCAGUGAACCAGACACUUGUUUCAUAUGCAUGGUGCCCUGUGGGGGCUCUUCCUCAGUCUAGAGUAACCAGAGGUGCUGAACCAUGGCCUAACCCAUAAACAGACAGAGGAGAAUUUGCACAGUAAAUAGAACCAGCUGGGAAAAUUGAUGCUGGCAUAAAUAAUACAUGGCCAAUCUAGUCUUUUAUACAGAAAUUCAUUGCCGGUGGCUCUAAGAUGCAGGAUAAUUACACCUCUCGUCUUGCCAGCUGUACCACAGCCUCAUGUCUUAGUGAAUAAAACAACCCUCUGUCUGUUACCAACA
This is a messenger RNA of Peromyscus californicus insignis, 2405 nucleotides long. It is a transcript of the gene Rad51d, whose product is annotated as RAD51 paralog D. Gene Ontology annotation, biological process: telomere maintenance; double-strand break repair via homologous recombination; DNA strand invasion. The record is from RefSeq and is a predicted model, not a curated record. Bases 182 to 1171 code for a protein of 329 amino acids. The transcript is spliced from 10 exons. Gene Ontology annotation, molecular function: single-stranded DNA binding; ATP hydrolysis activity; ATP binding. Gene Ontology annotation, cellular component: replication fork; centrosome; Rad51B-Rad51C-Rad51D-XRCC2 complex. NCBI's taxonomy places the organism in Eukaryota, Metazoa, Chordata, Mammalia, Rodentia, Cricetidae.